AAGGAGUUAAGCGGGCCAGCGGGUGACGUCACAUCAUUUACAUACGAGCGUGCAUAAAGCAGCGCGCGGCGCGCCCCGCCCGGCAUUCGGCGGCGGCUCCUGAGCAGACCGGUCUUCUCUCGCUCGCGCUCCUCGCUCCGCUUCCUCUGCAACCAUGUCUGACAAACCCGAUAUGGCUGAGAUUGAGAAAUUCGAUAAGUCGAAAUUGAAGAAGACAGAAACACAAGAGAAAAAUCCACUGCCUUCAAAAGAAACGAUUGAACAGGAGAAGCAAGCGGGCGAAUCGUAAUGAGGCGGGCGCCGCCGAUAUGCACUGUACAUUCCACAAGCAUUGCCUUCUUAUUUUACUUCUUUUAGCUGUUUAACUUUGUGUAAGAUGCAAAGAGGUUGGAUCAAGUUUAAAUGACUGUGCUGCCCCUUUUCACAUCAAAGAAUGGAGAACUACUGACCGCGAAGGCACCUGCCGCUCCCAUCUGCCUGGCUGGCUGGCAGGGAAGGAAAAGAACUUGCAUGUUGGUGAAGGAAGAAGCUGGGUGGGAGGACAGGGAAGAGUAGAGGAAAAAUCCGGCCGGUCCAAGAUGUCCUGCAGGCUGUAAAACGCAGUUUGAUCAGAGUGCCAUUUUUUUGUUCAAAUGAUUUUAAUUAUUGGAAUGCACAAUUUUUUUAAUAUGCAAUAAAAAGUUUUAAAACCUG
Messenger RNA from Mustela lutreola (European mink), 693 nucleotides. It is a transcript of the gene TMSB4X, whose product is annotated as thymosin beta 4 X-linked. Gene Ontology annotation, biological process: regulation of cell migration; actin filament organization. The record is from RefSeq and is a predicted model, not a curated record. The coding region runs from base 155 to 289 and encodes 44 amino acids. The transcript has 3 exons. Lineage: Eukaryota; Metazoa; Chordata; Mammalia; Carnivora; Mustelidae. Gene Ontology annotation, molecular function: actin monomer binding. Gene Ontology annotation, cellular component: cytoplasm.